Molecule: messenger RNA, 1812 nt
Organism: Belonocnema kinseyi
Lineage: Eukaryota; Metazoa; Arthropoda; Insecta; Hymenoptera; Cynipidae
Gene: Atf3
Product: activating transcription factor 3-like
Exons: 5
Coding region: 229-1044 (271 amino acids)
Biological process (GO): regulation of transcription by RNA polymerase II
Cellular component (GO): nucleus
Molecular function (GO): RNA polymerase II cis-regulatory region sequence-specific DNA binding; DNA-binding transcription factor activity, RNA polymerase II-specific
Source: RefSeq, a predicted model, not a curated record
GACGAAGAAGGAGUCGGAGUGUAAAGCACAAGCUUGUCGCUUUUUUCAGUUAAAGGCCUUUUCAGGGAGGACUAAAUUCAUUAUAUUUUCUCACGGGCCAGAUGACACUUUAACACCAUUACGCCUCCUUCCUGAGAUGUAAGAGUGAGCCGGAAGAUUCCCAAGCUGAGUGAAGAGUCGUACUGGCGGAAACGAUACAUCUGACCCAAUAAAUGGUAUUUGGCGACCAUGUACAGCCUAAAUGUGAAUAUGAAUCCUAGCCCUUCGGCUGCCGCGGGUCUUCUUGGUGUCGCGGCGGCCGAGGUCACUCCAAGGACACCGGAAAUCGUAAACUCCCUUAUCGCCAUGACCAAUCCUUUCGAGGGUUACAAUCAUGAAAAAUGUAGAGAUCGCACCGACUCCACUAGCAGCGGCGAACCCAGUCCACCCAGUGUUCAACACACUUGUAGUCAGCUUAUUAAAGAAGGACUGAAGCUGACUCUUCAAACAAAGAGAAGGGCACAUAGUAGUGGUGACGAAAUAAAGAAAAGAGCGAAAAAGGAAGAGGGUAGUGCUGACGACGAAGAAGAGGACGAUUCGAGCCAUAGCAACCAUCCUGGAGGACUCACUCCGGAGGACGAAGAAAGACGUAGGAGAAGACGCGAGCGUAAUAAGAUCGCGGCGACGAAAUGCCGCCUAAAAAAGCGCGAGAAGACCGUCAUUCUUGUCCAGGAGUCUGAGAUCCUGGAAACUCAGAAUCACGAUUUGAAGACUCAGAUCCAGGAGUUGGAGACCCAGAGGCGCAGGCUCGUCGACAUGUUGAGUUUGCACACUCCCACGUGCUUAAAACAUGGUGGUUCCAAUGACACUUCCUAUCAACAAUACGCGGAGCCACUUCCGUUACCUAGUUAUCAGGAGAAUUUCGUGCCACCAGCUCUAAAUCAACCGCAGAACUGUGUCACGGAUUAUCCUGUCAAAGUGGAGAGUUACGAUGGCACGACGUCAGACUACUAUCGGCAAAGCAGUCCUUAUAUACCCACGUCCGAUUCUGGUUGCACGGUUUAGUUCCGACCCAGGAGAAAAAAUUCACGUGAAAUUUUCCGCGGAACACCGCGAAAGACUCCUCGUAGAUUAAGGAAUUCCACUGGAAAUUCGGCUGGCAAUUUUAAACAAUUCUUUUGAAAUUGCUCGUGGAUUUCCACGUGAAUUAAGAAAUCUAGAAUUAAGAAACGAGACAUAUUGAUAUAUGGAGUACUCAAAAUUUCAAAAUACCUUCCAUUUUUUGCAUAUCUUUUACGGUUUACGAGAUAUUUUUCAAUUGAAUAUUAUCUUUAAAGUUUUAUUCGGAUUUCUACGUGAAUUUUUUCACCUGGGGGCCGUGGUUUUGUGGAAUUGGAUGCUAAGUCAGUUUUUUAAGAAAAGACCCGCCGAUCCACUUCGAAAACGCAGAAGUCACGAUAUCUAGGCAUAGGAUACAGUAUUUAUUUCUAAAUCUAAACUCGUUUAGCUUUACCAACUCUAGGGAAAAGUUUCUCUGAAUAUUUAAAAAUUCCUUCCAAUCUUCUAAAAAAUCAAUACAAUUUUACUCGAAUUUUCAGAGUAGAAUACUGAAAACUUUCGAAAAAGAGAUAUUUUCUUUCUGAGCUUCCGAGGAAUGAAAAUAGAAUAUUCAAAUCAAAUUCAAGUGAAGACGUGAUAAUAAUAAUUGGAUAAGGACCACAGGUCUCGGACUCAUGCCAUUGUUGGCACUUUUUGUUAGCGAUGCAACUAUUAUGGAUUUUUAAAAAAAAAAAAUUUAUUCACUCUGCCUUUAAACAUAUUUUAAAUUUCCUU